GCCGCGCCGGAAGUGACGCGAGGCGGCGGCGGCGGCGGGGACGGUGGCGGCCGGAGGGGGGGCGCGGAGCCGCCGCCGGCCAUGGGGGAGCUGAGUGACCUGGACCGGCAGAUCGAGCAGCUGCGGCGCUGCGAGCUCAUCAAGGAGAGCGAGGUCAAGGCGCUCUGCGCCAAGGCCAGGGAGAUCCUGGUGGAGGAGAGCAACGUGCAGCGCGUCGAUUCGCCCGUCACGGUGUGCGGUGACAUCCAUGGGCAGUUCUACGACCUCAAGGAGCUCUUCAGGGUCGGCGGGGACGUCCCCGAGACCAACUACCUGUUCAUGGGCGACUUCGUGGACCGGGGCUUCUACAGCGUGGAGACCUUCCUGCUGCUGCUGGCGCUCAAGGUGCGUUACCCCGACCGCAUCACGCUGAUCCGGGGCAACCACGAGAGCCGGCAGAUCACGCAGGUCUACGGCUUCUACGACGAGUGCCUGCGCAAGUACGGCUCCGUCACCGUCUGGCGCUACUGCACCGAGAUCUUCGACUACCUCAGCCUCUCCGCCAUCAUCGACGGCAAGAUCUUCUGCGUGCACGGCGGCCUCUCGCCCUCCAUCCAGACCCUGGACCAGAUCCGCACCAUCGACCGCAAGCAGGAGGUGCCCCACGACGGCCCCAUGUGCGACCUGCUCUGGUCCGACCCCGAAGACACGACGGGCUGGGGCGUGUCGCCGCGGGGCGCGGGCUACCUGUUCGGCAGCGACGUGGUGGCCCAGUUCAACGCCUCCAACGACAUCGACAUGAUCUGCCGGGCCCACCAGCUGGUGAUGGAGGGCUACAAGUGGCACUUCAACGAGACCGUCCUCACCGUCUGGUCCGCCCCCAACUACUGCUACAGGUGCGGGAACGUGGCGGCCAUCCUGGAGCUGGACGAGCACCUGCAGAAGGAGUUCAUCAUCUUCGAGGCGGCGCCGCAGGAGACGCGGGGCAUCCCCUCCAAGAAGCCGGUGGCCGACUACUUCCUGUGA
This is a messenger RNA of Cygnus atratus (black swan), 1005 nucleotides long. RefSeq names its product protein phosphatase 4 catalytic subunit (gene PPP4C). Gene Ontology annotation, molecular function: protein serine/threonine phosphatase activity. Bases 82 to 1005 code for a protein of 307 amino acids. Gene Ontology annotation, cellular component: cytoplasm; nucleus. The transcript is spliced from 9 exons. Gene Ontology annotation, biological process: double-strand break repair via homologous recombination; peptidyl-serine dephosphorylation. The record is from RefSeq and is a predicted model, not a curated record. NCBI's taxonomy places the organism in Eukaryota, Metazoa, Chordata, Aves, Anseriformes, Anatidae.